This is a messenger RNA of Paracoccidioides lutzii Pb01, 264 nucleotides long. RefSeq lists its product as hypothetical. Bases 1 to 264 code for a protein of 87 amino acids. The record is from RefSeq and is a predicted model, not a curated record. The transcript is spliced from 2 exons.
AUGGCUGCAGCACAGUCAGCCGCUGGUGGCCCUCCUUCGGGCUAUCCUGGUGGUCCUCGGCCAGCUGGAGGUCCUACGCAAGGCGCAUAUGCAAUGUCGAUAGGACAGAAGUGGGAGAGAUCUGAAAUGGGCCCUCUGACAGACAUGAACGCUUGUUUUUUGUGGAUGCUUGUUCUAACUGAGUAUCGCCAUGGCAGCCUGGCCAAACCCAGCAAUAUCAGGCAUAUCCAGGUGCGCAAACACAAGGUCCACCCCCAGCGGUAA